AUGUCAUUCCGUAUCGAGUAUUUAUUGAGUAAAGCGUUGACUCCAAAAUCACGCAACUUAAAAAGAAUUCUUGAUGAAAACAUGCAAGGAUCUUAUAGAAGACCUGAUAAAUUAACAGGACAUACAAGCCAUAAUAAUACUUUUGAUGAUUUAAAUGCCAUUAAAAAAUAUGAUGGAAUGGUUGAAGAAAAAGUAGUACAAGAAGGUGAUGACGAUAAUGGUGGCAAUGGUACAAAACAUGGUUAUAAUAAUUCAUCUGAUAAUGAAGGAAAUGAAAAUAUUAAAAAUGGUCCAGAUACCAGGGAAUCAUUGAAUGUUGCGACAAAUCAUAAUUCGUGUCCCAUGUCAUUAGAACAAAUUUUGGGUGGUGGAGAUAAUUAUGCUCAAGAAGAAGAAAAAGAUGAUGAUGAAAACGAUUCCUCAUCAUAA
Molecule: messenger RNA, 429 nt
Organism: Entrophospora sp. SA101
Lineage: Eukaryota; Fungi; Glomeromycota; Glomeromycetes; Entrophosporales; Entrophosporaceae
Source: the annotation of a GenBank genome assembly